AUGGCACAAACUCACGCUUACUACGAGGAAAUCGACAGUAUACCCGCAUCCGCCGCCAACCAGACCAGCCCGUUCCACAGCGCAUGUUGGUGGAUCAUUCAUCCAGUGACUUGCGUACAAGUACUGGAUUUGAGUACAAGGGUAUUGGUGGAUUUGAAGGUGUGGAUUGAGGAGACCGUGCCGAAUGAGCUGUUUGUUAGGAAGAGUGGGACUAUCAUGGGAUUUAAGGGUGUACGAGAAGAGACGCUGGGAAAUGUCAUGAGUGAGUUGAAAAAGAGGAAAGACAGGGGUGACUUGGAGAGCGAGGAAGGGUAUGUGGGAGGUUGGCAGGCCGUUGGUAGAGACGGGGAGGAGAUGGCUAAGGAAGUGACGGACGAGGAUGACAACGAUAGGUGCGAUGAGCUACAUGUGAGGAAACAGAAGAAGGCAAACAGACUGAGCCGGAACUCCGGUGCGCAGUUGGAAGAAGCUGCUGCUGCCGGGCGAAACGCUGCCGAGGAAGCGAAAGUGAAGAAUGAAUACGAGUAUGUAGUCUAAAAACGACUGCGAGCACAGCAAGUCGGAAAUUGAAAGGUGCAAAGUACUUAAUUUUUCAUGCAGGUUUUCAUUCAAAGGUUAAUAUCUGGCCGCAAGAUCUACGCUAUAUGAUAUGUAAACAUCAGAUGCCAGCCCA
Molecule: messenger RNA, 673 nt
Organism: Alternaria alternata
Lineage: Eukaryota; Fungi; Ascomycota; Dothideomycetes; Pleosporales; Pleosporaceae
Exons: 1
Coding region: 1-537 (178 amino acids)
Source: RefSeq, a predicted model, not a curated record